AUGGCUUCCUACAAGGUGCUCGGUAGUUUCAUCGUUGUUCUGCUGGUCGUGCUUGCCCUGAGUGGUUCGGCUGAAGCCGGUUACCGGAAACCGCCCUUCAACGGCAGCAUCUUCGGCAAACGUAGCGGCAACUCUGUCGACUACGAAGGAAAUGCCAAAGUGCUCUCCACGAUGUGCGAAAUAGCGGCCGAAGCCUGCCAGAGCUGGUUUACCCAAGAGCAAAAAUAA
This is a messenger RNA of Anopheles marshallii, 228 nucleotides long. It is a transcript of the gene SIFa, whose product is annotated as neuropeptide SIFamide. The record is from RefSeq and is a predicted model, not a curated record. NCBI's taxonomy places the organism in Eukaryota, Metazoa, Arthropoda, Insecta, Diptera, Culicidae. The transcript has 2 exons. The coding region runs from base 1 to 228 and encodes 75 amino acids.